AUGAGGGAGAACGGGAUGUACAAUUAUGGGAAGGCCUUCAGGGGCGCAAUCAGGGCGGCGGCGUCGAACGAGGACUUGUCCGCCAACUCUGAGAGGCUGCUGAUAGUCUCGCAGCUGGUGAACUACAUGCGGGACGCGGGGAUGCGGGUCGGCAUGGACGAGGCGGGCUACCUGGCGCGUGCUGCGGCGGACUUCAACCAGCUGAACACGGCGGUGCGGUGGAUCGACUUGAUGUUGCUGGGCACGUACGGCGCUGUUACCACGCGCGAGACCGACAGCAUGCUUCGCGCGGUGGUGAACCAAGUGGUCGGCAGGCUCGCACGGCAGGGCACGGUGAGCGGGCUGCGCGAGGCGGCGCGCGUGGCGGCGUUCGCGGCGUCGCGGGGCGUGUGCGUGCGCCCAGACACCAUCCAGGCGCUGCUGGUGGGCGCCUGCGACCUGCUGCAGCACGACGUGGCGCGAGACGCGAUGCUGGCGCUGCUGGCAUCGAGGGUGCUUCUUUUGGACCCGGAGCGCGACGACCUGCUGCUGCCCCCCGUGCGCCCUGACGUCGGAACCGCACUGUGGGCGUUGAACGUCGCGGCAGGGCCGGGCGAGGUGCCGGACCGCGCGCGGCUGGCGAAGCUGGCGUGGACGCUCGUGCGACGCUGUGCGGAGCUUCCGCCGGCAUUGCCGGGCUUCAGACGCUUCGGGCUGAGACAUCAAUACGAGUCAUCUCUAGGUGGCAAGGAAAAGGACCCGCCGCCGUGGCCCAAGCUCGGCGACGUCGUCAAGCUCGCAGCAGGAGGCGGCAACGUCGACGUCGGUCCGCUGACGUGCAGGACCAGGCUGGUACCCAGCCUCCCCGAGGAGCAAGCGGGCAUGGAAGCAUGGAUGUGCAAGCAGCGUCCCCUGGGCCGAACAGCGUCAAUUCAGCGGCUUCAAGAGGCUCAGCCAGACCACGAGCAGCACUGCACGGUUCCAGCUGCCGCGUACGUGACGUUCGCAGUGGCGCUGGCCCGCGCGGGCGACGUUGCGGGAGCACUGGGUGCGCUUGCAAGCCUGCCGUCUGCGCGGAGUGCAACUCCCCCGCAAUCGGACGACGGACUGGACUGCAAGGCGAGCGAGAUCACUCUGGCCAGCCUGAUGCCGGUGAUAGAGGCGCUUGGCUCGACAAGUGACGAGAUCCACGACAACGAAGUGCUGGUGUGGCGCGCCAUCACGGCCGCGGACCCGGACGCGGCGUGCGACGUGCCGCUCGCGGUGCUGGUUGCGGCGUACGCGUUCUGCGGGGACCUGGACCGCGCGGUGCUCGCGAUGGAGUCGGCGGGGACGCACACGGGGCGAGCUCAUGGGGGGAGUGUGGCGCUGUGUUACGCCGCGCUCAUCCGCGGAUGCGGGAUGCACAUGGAGGCCGAGUCGGCGAUGGAGAUCGCGCGGGAGAUGGAGGAGCGCGGCAUCAAGCACACAAGGGAGACCACGGCGGAGCUCGUGCACGUGUGCGUGGCGUCGGGGCGCCUCGACGACGCAGCUGCCGUCGUCGAGGCCGGUCUGGCGUCGGACGAACCGCCGCCCCUGUCCGUCGUGGAGAAGACGCUGGCGACGCUGGCCCGGAACAACCGCCCGGACUUGCUCGAGCAGCUUUCUCCAGCAGUCGUUGCAGCUCGCCCCCGGUUCUCCGGCCUGUUCGGGGCGGUGAUGAAGUCGGUGGCCCAAGGCGACGGCGAGCUCGUAGCCCUCGUGCCGCUGAUGAAGAAGCUCGGGCUCACGCGCUUCGUUCAGGACAGCGGCGCCGGGCGCGAGUGA
Pedinophyceae sp. YPF-701 is the source of this 1785-nucleotide messenger RNA. Lineage: Eukaryota; Viridiplantae; Chlorophyta; Pedinophyceae. The record is from the annotation of a GenBank genome assembly.